AGGAAAUCCGCGAGGACCGGCGAGAGUUUAUGCUUAUGCUGUUUUUUCUUCAUCUGGAUCAACCGCCGUGUGAGGCGUUGGGGGCCCACGUGCCGCCCCAGGGCUCUCGCGCGGAGAUGCUGGGGCGUCGGAGGCCGUCCGAGAAGGAGGAGGAGGAGGAGGAGGAGGACGGCGGCGGGGAGCCCGCGCCGCCUCUGGCCGCCGAGGGCGACGGCGCGGCCCGCACGGCCGCGGACGGCCCUGCGCUGGCCACCGCCGCCACGGACGGGCCGGGCUACGCGGCCCUGUGGCUGCGCACGGGGGGCCGGCAGAGCCGGGCGGCCCUGGCCGCGGUGGUCUCGGAGGACUCCGUGGCGGGGCAGCAGGGCGUGUGGGUGGCGGUGCCUGCGGGCGUUCCAGGCGGCGCCCUCGUCGCGGUGGACAGGUGGGAGGUGCGCUCGGACGCCCCAGGAGACCGCGCGGUUCCCGAUGACGAGGCCGCGCCCCUGCCUGUCGCCGACGUGUUCGUGCCCGUGGACGUGCUCCUGCGGCUGUCGCUCGGGCAGGUGGACUGGGAGCGCCCAGAGGCCCACCCGGACGGCGCGUGGGUGUUUGCGGAGGCGGACCCUGCGAGGAUGCCGUUCUGGGAGGACCUGCUGAUCCACCACGGCCUGCUCGACCCGUGGGAAGACGAGGGGCAAGCGAGCGGUGAGCCACCCGAGCCUGUGCCGCCGGCGCCUGCGGACCCCGCGGGCGGCGGGCGGGUUCCAGUCCAGGUUUGCUCACCUGCGCCUCAUGUGCUGUCCAGGUUGCGUAGGCUCGCAUGGAGCUGCACGGUCCAAUAGGUGGCAAAGCGCGCAUACCUCUUGAAGACUUGCAGUGAUGACCAAGCGGUGGCGAGCAAGACAAUGCCCAGCGCCUCGCCUCGACGGCUCACCGAGG
Messenger RNA from Prorocentrum cordatum, 921 nucleotides. Lineage: Eukaryota; Dinophyceae; Prorocentrales; Prorocentraceae. The record is from the annotation of a GenBank genome assembly.